Molecule: messenger RNA, 2809 nt
Organism: Dama dama (fallow deer)
Lineage: Eukaryota; Metazoa; Chordata; Mammalia; Artiodactyla; Cervidae
Gene: SRSF1
Product: serine and arginine rich splicing factor 1
Exons: 4
Coding region: 143-889 (248 amino acids)
Cellular component (GO): ribonucleoprotein complex; cytoplasm; nucleus
Molecular function (GO): mRNA binding
Source: RefSeq, a predicted model, not a curated record
CCCCCCAUAUCCGUGCGCCGAGCUGAUAAAGGCGCCAUUUUGGAGGGGCCGCGGGAGACGUGGUGUCGCGGCGGGCUCGCUCUGCCGUUCGCUAGGCUUGGUGGGAAGGCCUGUUCUCGAGUCCGCGCUUUUCGUCGCCGCCAUGUCGGGAGGUGGUGUGAUUCGUGGCCCGGCAGGGAACAACGACUGCCGCAUCUACGUAGGGAACUUACCUCCAGACAUCCGAACCAAGGACAUUGAGGACGUGUUCUACAAAUACGGUGCUAUCCGCGACAUCGACCUGAAGAAUCGCCGCGGAGGACCGCCCUUCGCCUUCGUUGAGUUCGAGGACCCGCGGGAUGCGGAAGACGCGGUGUACGGUCGCGACGGCUAUGAUUACGAUGGAUAUCGUCUGCGGGUGGAGUUUCCUCGAAGCGGCCGUGGUACAGGCCGAGGCGGCGGCGGGGGUGGAGGUGGCGGGGCUCCCCGGGGCCGCUAUGGCCCCCCUUCCAGGCGUUCUGAAAAUAGAGUGGUUGUCUCUGGACUGCCUCCAAGUGGAAGCUGGCAGGAUUUAAAGGAUCACAUGCGUGAAGCAGGUGAUGUAUGUUAUGCUGAUGUUUACCGAGAUGGCACUGGUGUCGUGGAGUUUGUACGGAAAGAAGAUAUGACCUAUGCAGUUCGAAAACUGGAUAACACUAAGUUUAGAUCUCAUGAGGGAGAAACUGCCUACAUCCGGGUUAAAGUUGAUGGGCCCAGAAGUCCAAGUUAUGGAAGAUCUCGAUCUCGAAGCCGUAGUCGUAGCAGAAGCCGUAGCAGAAGCAACAGCAGGAGUCGAAGUUAUUCCCCAAGGAGAAGCAGAGGAUCACCACGCUAUUCUCCCCGUCAUAGCAGAUCUCGCUCUCGUACAUAAGAUGAUUGGUGACACUUUUUUGUAGAACCCAUGUUGUAUACAGUUUUCCUUUAUUCAGUACAAUCUUUUCAUUUUUUAAUUCAAACUGUUUUGUUCAGAAUGGGCUAAAGUGUUGAAUUGCAUUCUUGUGUAAUACCCCUUGCUCCUAACAUCUACAUUCCCCUCAUGUUGAUAAAUUGUAUUUUAAGUGAUGUCAUAGCCAGGAUUGUUUAAAUUUAGUUAACUCUCCAUGCUCUUCAGACUGUGAUAUUGUGUAAAUGUCUAUUCUGCUCUGGUUUGUGUGAACUGGGAUGUUGGGGGUGUUUGUGGUUAUCUUACCUGGGGAAGUUCUUAUGUUUAUCUUGCUUUUCAUGUGUCUUUCUGUAGACAUAUCUGAAGAGAUGGAUUAAGAAUGCUUUGGAUUAAGGAUUGUGGAGCACAUUUCAAUCAUUUUAGGAUUGUCAAAAGGAGGAUUGAGGAGGAUCAGAUCAAUAAUGGAGGCAAUGGUAUGACUCCAAGUGCUAUUGUCACAGAUGAAAUUGGCAGUAUUGACCUUAUACUAAAAGGCAAGGGUUUAAAUUGAUUAUAUAUACAUCUACCAUAAAACACUUGUAAGCAUCUUAUGCAGUUACCUUUAGCUACAAUUGCUUUGCUCUUUAAACCUUGGCAAUUGUGGCAAAAUUACAUUGCCCAUUUUGUAACUAUUUUGCUCCCUUCCCUUUUUUGUUUUAAUAGGGACUAAUGUGGGAAGAACUGGCUAAUUUGUCAUAAUGCUUAGUUACAACUGUUAAUGUGUGACCUGCUGUUGGUGUACAUGUGGGUACAGGGUGUCUUUAAUUCCAACCAGAUAGAGUAUAAUAUCAAUACUGCUAAAUCUGCAUGUCCUCUGUGUGACUGAUAUAGCGUUGCUACUUCAUUUUUUAAAGACAAAAUGAAAGGAAAAUAUAGAAUUCCAACAUAUUGGUGUAGAUAAUCUAGUUGGGAAUAGUUUUAAGUCUCACCUUCCCCUUUAAACUAGUAUUCAUAAUUGACUCAUGUUUAAAAUACUUUAAUUUACAAAUUAAAUUACAAAUGGGAGCGUUAGAUUUAGUUUAGACUUAGGGGGGUAGCAGUACCAGUAAACUUUUCAACUACUUAACUUUUUGCAACCACAAAACCUGUAAUACGCUGUACAGUAACAAGUGUUGGCAUUAUCAGUUGAACUGUAAAUAUAAAAUGCUUCUUCCAAUUAGUCUCUAUGAUGAUUAAGUUUCUAAAAUUUAUCAGAACACCAUUCAGAAACUUGUUUUGGGGAAUUUGAUAGUUAUUGAUGUACAUCUGUUAAACUGAUGACAGACAUAACUCAUCAUUCCCCAGAAACCUUUUUUGAUUACAGUAUCUAACAUUUUGCCUCCUCUUUUUUGGUUUUGCUGGUUAUAAAGGUUUGGAUUGGAGAGGGCUCACUGGAUCCCAAUCCUUGGAGCUGGAUCAUUGGAUUCAAAUCAUAAUGUGGAUAGGAUAGGGAGGAUGAAUUACAAGGAUUCAUGGAGCGGGAUCAGAUUACCAGGAACAUAGGAGUGGAUUCCUGCCCCAACCAAACCGCAUUCGUGUGGAUUUUUUUUUUUUUUUUAUUCAACUUAAUUGGCUAUUCCAAAGAAUUUUUUUUUUCCUAUUUUUGACGAUUGGAGCCCUUAAGAUGCACGAUGGAAUUGUGUUUUGCAUUUUUGGUAAAAGGAGCAAAGCGAGGACCUGGAGAUAUACGCUGGAGCAAUCUCCUUGGAAGGAUUCAGCACGAGUAGAUGGUAAACAUUUAAAGGGGAAAGGGGGGGUUUGUUUAAAAUAGUAAAUCAGUAAGUCACUUCUAAAUUUAAAGAAAACAAAAUUGGAGUUGAAGAAUAAGUAGGUUUCCAAUUGGCUGUUGCCGUUUUUCUUUGAAAAAAAUAAACAUUUUUUAAAAAACUA